UGAAAACUCCAGUGAAAAGUCGGAACUGGUGAGCUUGAGGGGAGGAGAGAUCGAUGAGAAGCUUUGAAUUUCAUCUCCAUGAGAACCGCAUCCAUCUCACCUCUCCUCCUUGUGGUUCGAAGCAAGAAAUCCCAACCCCAAAAGGGACUUGAUGAAGCGCCACCAAGAAUUACAUCCAACGUCAAGCAAAAUUUGCAGUUUUUAAGGAUAUGGAGGGAGUUUCAAAAGCGGAAAUCAAGUGCACCAAAGCCUACGACUAGGUAUCGCAAAAAGAAAGCAGUGAAAGAGGAGCUUCCAGAAGAUACAGAACUUUAUCAAGACCCUACUUCAAAACUUUACUACACAAAUCAGGGCUUGGAGACAGCUAUUCCAGUACUGCUUGUUGAUGGGUACAAUAUGUGUGGUUAUUGGCCGAAGCUAAAGAAGCAUUUCAUGAAGGGAAGACUUGAUAUGGCUCGUCAAAAGCUAAUAGACGAGUUGAUCACAUUUAGUGUAAUAAAAGAGGUAAAAGUUGUGGUGGUAUUUGAUGCUAUGAUGUCGGGCCUAGCAACUCAUAAGGAAUCUUUUGCAGGGAUUGAUGUAGUUUUUUCAGGUGAAUCUUGUGCAGAUGCAUGGAUUGAGAAAGAGGUUGUUGCUUUGAAGGUGGACGGCUGUCCCAAAGUAUGGGUUGUGACAUCUGAUUCCGUCCAGCAACAAGCAGCACAUGGAGCUGGUGCAUUUGUUUGGAGUUGCAAAGCAUUAGUUUCAGAGAUCAAGGCUUCACAAAGAGAGUUCGAACAAAUUCUUGAUGAACACAGGUCGACAUCGGUGCAAGGAAAACUAUUGCAGCAUAAUUUAGAUGCCGAAGUUGUUCUUGCGUUAAAAGAUCUCAAGAAAAAGCUGUCGGAAAAUGAAGCUAAUUGAUAGAUGAAGUUGCUUGUAAUUAUAUGGGAGUCAAAUAUCUUUACUGUUUGGUUAUUGUAGCGGUGGCAUAUAUACAUUUUUUUUAAUUACAGUA
Dioscorea cayenensis subsp. rotundata (Guinea yam) is the source of this 997-nucleotide messenger RNA. RefSeq lists its product as uncharacterized. The transcript has 10 exons. The record is from RefSeq and is a predicted model, not a curated record. NCBI's taxonomy places the organism in Eukaryota, Viridiplantae, Streptophyta, Magnoliopsida, Dioscoreales, Dioscoreaceae. The coding region runs from base 79 to 903 and encodes 274 amino acids.